AAUUUUAUUUUAUACUCAAAUGUGCGCAUCAGAUGAUACAUGUUUACUUUCAAAAUUAAAUUGAAGUUCUAAAUUAUGCUACAACAUUAACAUCGUUAAUGUGAUGCAAUAACUGUAACAGCUUUUCGUGAAUAAUUAGGUUACUAUUACUUAAGGAUUUAGAAACAUUGUUCAAUACUUAGUUGUUAUGCAAAUGAUAAUAGUUUUUAUCUAUAUAAACUAUUUAAGUAAUUUAAGGAUUAAUUUUCAUUAAAGUCAUUUUCUAAUAAACAUAUUAUUUAUUUACAAUUUUUGUUGUUUGUUAAUGCGCUGCUUUCUUUGAAAAUGGUGUCAGUUUUAUCUCCCCAAAAUGAUGCUUGAAGUGACAGAAAUGGAUGAUGAACAAUUAUAUAUUGAUUUGAGGGUACAAACUCCUAUAAAAGAAGCUGGCAAUUAUGUUAGUUAUGAAAUUGCCUUAGAAACCAAUGAUCCUUCCUUUUCAUUUCAAAAAAGUACUACACGUAGGAGAUACUCUGAAUUUGUUUUGUUAAGAAAGCUUCUAAGAAAGCAGUUUCCACCACAUAAGCUUCCACUUUUACCACCUAAAGAUCUGUUUAAAGAUACCUUUGAUCUGAAACUCAUAAAAGAUAGACAAGAAGCUUUGCAAGAAUUUCUUAGAAAAUUAGUGGCUGAUAGAUUGUACUUAUCUAGUAAAGCUCUGCAUUUAUUCUUGCAAAGUACUUUUUCUUUGUCUAAAAUAAAAGACAUAAUUGAAGGUAAAGCUACAGUUAGUGAGAUACAGACUUCUUUGUCAGACUUUUAUAAUAGUUUUCCUCCAACAGAAGAGGAUGGUUCUAACAGCCAUUGCUCUAGUGACUGUUUCUCAGAUGAAAGUAGUUCAAGUGCUUGUGCAAUAAUUAAACCAUCUUCCGAGUCAAAUAUGAACUCUUCUUUAGAUCAUAAAAAAGUGAGUUUCUGUGAACAAGUUACUGUGGCUGAAGUUCAUACUCCAUGAAAUUGUGUUCCCGUAACUAUAUUGUGUAUAUUAUGACAUAAAUACUUUGUAUAUGAAUUUUAUUAAUAUUACCUCCAGGGUAUUCUGUAUACCCUUGUACAAAUUAUCAUUUUUAAUUAUUUAUUUUCAUUCUUCAUGGUGAAUUAUAUUUUUGACGCUAACUUUAUCUGCUUUUGUCAAUUAAGCUUUGAUUUAAGAUAUCUUUAUCCCUGUUAAUUAAUAAAAAUGAAUUAUUUUCUUUUCAAAACUGGUUAAGUAUUAAAUAAACUUC
Molecule: messenger RNA, 1265 nt
Organism: Parasteatoda tepidariorum (common house spider)
Lineage: Eukaryota; Metazoa; Arthropoda; Arachnida; Araneae; Theridiidae
Product: sorting nexin-10B
Biological process (GO): intracellular protein transport; vesicle organization
Cellular component (GO): endosome
Molecular function (GO): phosphatidylinositol phosphate binding
Source: RefSeq, a predicted model, not a curated record